ACCUUUUGGGAAUGGGUGUGGACUUUCCAGACAAGCCGCCCGAAUGAAGCGGAAGAAAUGGUCGGAGCAAGAAGAAGAAACGCUUCUUUCCAAAUACUCGGAGCUUCUCAACUGUGGAACCCUAGCCAAGCUCAAGACUCGUGAGAAGAAGUUCAAGCCCAUCGCUGACCAUGUCAAUUCCGUUCACCACCUUCACGAUCCUCUCAGCUUCCCCUUUCGCUGGUCAUGGCGGGACGUCUCAAUCAAGGUCCAGAACAUGCGCCAUCAAUACCUAGGCGUCAAGCAGAAGAUUAGGGUUUCCGAUGACGAUUUCAAUUGGAAGGACGGUGAGAAUCACUGGCAGAAUUUCAUGAAAUACAAGGAGGUUUUCGGAGAUUUCCCUCUAGAUUUGAAGGGGAAGAGGCUGGUGUUUGGUAACGCUGCUGCUGUUGGUUUCGACGGCAGCGAGGAUUCGGAAUUCGGAAUUGGAGUGGAUUCUGAUGAUUUGGAGGAGGAAGAAGAGGAAGAGGAUGAAGAUCUGAAAGCGAGAGAACACGGCGGUGCGAAAGACGAUGGCGGUGGUCGUGAGCCGGUGGAAGCCAUUGGAAACGAGGGGAAACGCAGCAGAUUUGGUGAAAUCGCAAUAUUGGAGACAAGAAAAUCGAAGAAGGAUUCUGGAUUGAACAGGCGAUUGGGAAUGGUGGCAAUGCGAGUUUUGGAAUUGAGAGACAUGGCAGCGAAGAGGGAAGAACAGAGAAGAGAGAGAGCAUUCAGAAGGGAGAAAAACGAAGGUGAAAGAGAAGAAAAGAUGAAGAACACAGAGCUGAAGAAGGAGAAACUGAUGAACGAAAAGGAAGAACAAUUGGACAAUAGAGAGCUUGAGCUUGAAGAGAUGGAGCUUCAAUGGCGGCAAAGAGAGUUUGAGAACAGGAUGAGAAUGGAAAGGGAAUUUGAGGAAGAAAGAAGAAAGAGGCUGAGAAUGGAAGAGAAAAUGGAAGAAGAAGAGAUGGAAUGGAGAGAACGGAUGGUAGAGAUGCAGAUCGAACAUGAGAAACAAAUGAUGCAAAUGCAAGCCGAUGCAUUUCAGAAUCAAAUGCAGAUUUUGGGGGUAAUUGCAAGGCUUCUCUGCCAGUAUUUUGGCUCUGCAAAUGAUGGAUUGGGGGCUUUGCCAUCUCAAGUUCUGCAGAAUUUGCAACAUCCUGGGGAAUUGGAUGACAAUGGGAAGCCAGAUGCCAAUUCACCUUCUGAAUUCUUGUGAAAGUAACAUUACAUAAACUUCCAUUAACUGUGAAUUGUUCUUUGCUGGAGGGAUUUUGUUAUGUUUAGCCUAUGAUCUGUGUUAAGAGUAUAAUACAGACUGAACCAUGUUGAGACUAUCUAGUAUCAUCUUCAAUUCUAUCUAUAUUGCGUAAAUCCUUACCCGGGUCGAGAGAGAUUCAUCCAAAACUUAGAAAGAUUGAACUUCAUUAUAAUUGUUGUUACUUUGUGCAAUGUUCAAUGAUGUGAUAUGAUCUUAAUCUUGAGCGUGUUAUAGAUA
This is a messenger RNA of Cucurbita maxima (winter squash), 1516 nucleotides long. RefSeq lists its product as uncharacterized. The coding region runs from base 44 to 1237 and encodes 397 amino acids. The transcript has 2 exons. Lineage: Eukaryota; Viridiplantae; Streptophyta; Magnoliopsida; Cucurbitales; Cucurbitaceae. The record is from RefSeq and is a predicted model, not a curated record.